Messenger RNA from Xyrauchen texanus (razorback sucker), 2252 nucleotides. Its product is annotated as basic leucine zipper transcriptional factor ATF-like 3. The record is from RefSeq and is a predicted model, not a curated record. Gene Ontology annotation, biological process: regulation of transcription by RNA polymerase II. Gene Ontology annotation, cellular component: nucleus. Bases 222 to 752 code for a protein of 176 amino acids. The transcript has 3 exons. Gene Ontology annotation, molecular function: RNA polymerase II cis-regulatory region sequence-specific DNA binding; DNA-binding transcription factor activity, RNA polymerase II-specific. Lineage: Eukaryota; Metazoa; Chordata; Actinopteri; Cypriniformes; Catostomidae.
ACAGUGGUUUAAAUGAUGACCAGGCUCUUUAGUAGUGUAGACAAUGCUUUAAACAGCUGCUUCAGGAUUUUUUUUUAUAAUGUCUUUGCUUCGCUUUUUUGCAGUUCGAGGAAUUUAAUACAAGGAAACAUUAGCAAAGGCUGCUGCUUUAUUCUCAAACUAUAAAUGCAAGCAUUUGGCUUGACUUAACUGUAAAAGAGAGAGCAACCGUUUACUUCGAGAUGCCAGCUGCCCUUAUGGAUAACUUUGACAGGGGAAGUCCUUUCUCACAAAGUGGUUCACAAAGUCCUCAAGACUGGAGCACAGUACAGUUAGAUGGCCACAAACAUCAGUGGAGAGAGAAGAACAGAGAUGCAGCCCGCAAGAGUCGUAGAAAACAGACAGAAAAGGCAGACAUUUUGCAUGAGGAACUCCAAAAUCUAGAGCAGUCCAAUGCUGCAUAUUUGAAAGAAAUCGCUGAACUGAGGAAGGAGCUUCAAAUCUACACCACUGCUUUGGAACAACAUGGACCUUUCUGCACUAAAGUGUCCUUGUGUGGACCGUCACUACCCAUUAGUGUUGCUCCAUCCACAGCAGCACCCUCUACAGCAGAUUUCACCUUUGUCUCUGACCCCAACCCCUUGCCAGACCUUUGUUUCUUAUCCGACUCUCCACAUAAUUCAGUGGACUUCGCUCUAACAGCCCUCCUUGACAGCAGUGAUUGGUCUUCUUGGGACACAAUGAAUGGUGAUUGUUGCUUACAGCAAUUUUGAAAAACAUGAGAUGCUAUAUCAGUUACAUACGUAUUUGGUGACAUUCCUUAAACACAGUGCUGGAUAGUAACAGAUUACAUAUAAUCUGGAUUAUGUAAUCAAGUACUUGUAAUUACAUAAAAUUAGAUUUUAAAGUACUCUUAAUCAGAUUACAAUGACUAUUUUAUGGAUUACUUGAAUACAUAUUAAUCAGGCAAAAUAUUCUAAAGUAUAAUAACAAAGUAUAAUUGUUCAUUAUUUAUUGAUCCCCAUAAUUCUUCUUUUCAAAUACCUUUUAAAACAUUAUACUAGCCACCAGCCGUAAUUACACUGAAGAUGGAGUGGGAUCCACACAUAAAUGCAGAACCGAUUGUAUCAGUGCUGUAACGUUUUAGUUUCACAAAUUGCUUUUGUACUCGGCCUCAAAAAGUUACAUGAAUGCGCUUUUGAUUUUGUCCGAACUUUUGAGACCGUUUUUUUUGUGUGACAUUGAUUCACAAAUAGAACCGGUCUGGUCUGCAUUUCCCAAAAGCAUUGUAAGCAUAAGUAGAUCGAAAAAACCUUUGGCGCCAAUUAGCUCUACAAUCAAUUUAAGUUUACGAUGCUUUUGGGAAAUGCAGCCCUGAUCUGCUAUCACACAGGAUGAUGUUUGUAAUGCCAAAAUUGCCUUAGAACGUUUUAAGUGCCUUUUUUACUAUACUCAAAAACAGACAGGGUUGGGAGGGUUACUUUUAAAAUGUAUUCCACUACAGAUUAUGGAAUUCAUCCUUUAACAUUUAUUUUUGUACAUAUUCCUUUAGAUUACUCAAGGUCAGUAACAUAAUCUAAACACUUUGGAUUACUUCUUUAUCACUGGUACAUUUUUUCACUUAGUUUGACUUAAAAAAAUCUGCCAGUACAGUUAGACAAAAUCUACAUGUUAAAAAUUAAUUCUCUGAAAAAAACAUCUUAUGUAUCUUAUGCAGUGUUGCUCAUAAAACAUAAUAAAUAAAAUGUAUCUAGCUUCAAGAAUUUUUAAAUGUUAUUCUAAGAUAUUAUUUAAAAACAAUACAAAGAUUAUCAUCAAAAAUACAUUUUUGCCCUAGUAUCAAAUGUCUUACUGCUCCAAACUUACUUCUCUGUCUGCUUGUAUGAAUGUAGCACAUCUUAAGAAAGUGCUUCACCGCUGUUUAUUCACUCUUUGUAUCUCAUUUAUAUGGAUAAAUGUUAUCCAACUAAAUAGACUAAAUAUUAAAUGGAACAAAUGAAAAUAAAAUGCAAAGUAAUCUCUUGAGUAAUCAGAAAACUUUUUGAAUAUACCUGUAUUCUGAUUACCAACCAUUUAAAUUGUAACUGUACUGGAAUUUUUUCUAGUAUUGUAUAUUUUAAUACAUAAUCCCAUUACAUGUAUUCUGUUACUCCCCAACCUUGGAAACUGGAACAAGUAUCCACACACACACACACACACACACACACACACACACACACACACACACACACACACACACACACACACACACACACACACACACACACACACAC